This is a messenger RNA of Exophiala aquamarina CBS 119918, 1059 nucleotides long. RefSeq lists its product as uncharacterized. Gene Ontology annotation, cellular component: fungal-type vacuole membrane. The transcript is spliced from 3 exons. Lineage: Eukaryota; Fungi; Ascomycota; Eurotiomycetes; Chaetothyriales; Herpotrichiellaceae. The record is from RefSeq and is a predicted model, not a curated record. The coding region runs from base 1 to 1059 and encodes 352 amino acids.
AUGGCCACCGAAGCUCCCAAGGAAAAUGGAACCACUCACGUUGAGGACGACGGUGUCACGAAGAAAACAACCCUGGGCCAGAAGCUCAAAAGGCACUGUGCGCGGUUCUGGUGGCUCCAUGCCUUGAUCCUCAUCGCCGUUGUCCUGGUCAUUGUGCUUCCAAUCAUCUACGUCGGCUAUCCUCGUCUCUCCCAAAAGGAAGUCAACAAAUCGGUGCUGAACAUCACAUCGAUGUCACUGUCUGACCCGGCACCGGAUGCGUUUAGUCUAGAACUCAACAGUGUUCUCACCACCACAUCCAAAUAUCACCCUGAACUGGCCGCGUUCAACGGGUCGUUGCAUCUCAAGGACAGUGAUGCCGCAUUCGCGUACCUCGAUAUUCCAGAGGUGAAGGCCGACAAUGGCACGGAGAGCCACGUCAACCAACGUGUCCAGAUUGCCGACAUGACGGAGUUCACCAAAUACACGAUGACUGUGCUGGGGACCGAAGAGUUCUCGAUCUACCUCAAGGGCAGGGGCGGCCUUCAGCAGGGCGGCCUCCCAAAGACUACCGUCAACUACAACAAAGAAAUCACCAUGCAAGGCAAGUACCCGCCCACAGGACUGAACAGCCUGAAAGGCUUCAACCUGACAGAAUUCAACAUCCUGACAAGCGAACAAGAAGACGGCGCGAACGCGAACGGGACAAUCUCGAUCCCGAACCCGUCCGUCGUGAGCGUCGAACUGGGCACCGUGACACUAGACAUGUCCGUGGCCGGGAUGCCCGUCGGAGUCGCCACGAUCCAAGACCUGGUGCUGCGACCGGGGAAUAAUCUCUUCGAGAUGCGCGCCGUCACGAAUCAAACGACGGUCGUGACGAUGAUUUUCACCGACUACAAGGACGGCAUCUUGCCGAUUGACGUCGUGGGGAACUCGACCACGUUCAAGAAUCAGUCGCUUCCGUACUAUGAGAAGGCGCUGCAGUCGAAUAAACUGAGGCUGAAUCUUGACGUGAUCGAUGCUUUGGAGCGGGCUGGCUUAGCAGGAUUGUUGGGCAUCAACACUACUACCAAGGCUUAG